ACAGCAAGCAAAACAAAUGUCGGGAGGCAGGUAGCCGGACAGAGGGCUGCACAGUUUCAAAGGCGUUUAGUGGACAUUAAGACUACACUUUGCUAUUUUCAGAAUGAACACCAAUUUGAAGCACUGGAAGGAGGCGGCUACUCUUAUUCUGGUCGCGGGCCACCGGCUGACAGCCGCGUCAGGGUCACCGCUGGGCAGCAGCUACGGACGGUCACACCUGCAGCACAGGACCCACUUUGAUUACGACGUGUUACUGCUGAAACGAAGCGGUAAAAGUGGUUUCAUGCCCAAUGCCUAUGUGUUUCCCGGCGGCAUGGUGGACUCCUCGGACUUUUCUAGUGAGUGGCUGGACAUUUUUAAAGCUUUCAGGAACUCUCCAGACUUUGGACUGAGAGGGGUCACCCAGCCGGUGGACACCAGACCUCCAGUGUACGCCACAGACCGACUGAAACUGGGCUCUGCUAUCUCAGGAGAGGUUGCCUUCCGGAUCUGCGCCUUGAGGGAGACGUUUGAGGAGUCCGGUGUGCUCCUGGUUGUGUCCAAACAGGAGGAGACAAGGUUGUUAAAAAGCAUAGAGGACAGGGGUGCCACUGAGGAAGUGCUGCAUUGCAAAGUCAACGAUCUGUACAGUAGUGAGCUCACCAGGUGGAGGGCUCUGGUGAACCAGAACCCCUCCAACUUCAUCAGGAUGUGCAGAGAGUUGGAGGUGCUGCCAAACAUCUGGGCUUUACAUGAGUGGAGCAACUGGCUGACUCCCAAAAGGAAAUUCACUACGAGGUUUGAUACAGCUUUCUUCAUCUGCUGCCUGCAGGAGAUCCCAGAGACACUCCAGGAUGAGAAGGAGAUAGAGCACUUUCAGUGGUCCACACCCUCAGAGGUUAUCCAGAGCUACCGGGCACGGGAGUUGUGGAUCGCCCCUCCGCAGUACUAUGAGCUCAGCCGCUUGUGCCGCAUCCCUUUGCUGAAGGACCUCCACAACUUCUCCAGCCAGCGUGCCACAGAGGGCUGCGAACAGUGGCUGCCUCUUGCUGUCCUUAAAGAUGAUGGCUACAUAUCACUGCUGCCAGGUGACAGUCACUACCAGUUGGAUGCGUCAGGAGAGGCCGUGGUGAAUCCCGACACAGACUGUCCGCUGGAGGAGCCUCAAGAUGAUUCUGCACUGCACCGCUUUACUGAAAUGGAUAAAAGCAGCAUCAGGAAGAGGAAGGAGUCCCAGGACAGCUCCACCGGCUGCACCUUGGACUGUCAGCCAAAAGUCAACAAGCCUGUGAAGGCUACUGUGCUUCAAAGAGAAGUCGGUCUGUUAAGUGGCAUCUGUCUGAUUGUUGGGACCAUGAUUGGCUCGGGUAUCUUCAUCUCACCUAAGUCUGUUCUGCUGUACUCUGGAGCUGUGGGACCCUGCCUCCUCAUCUGGGCUGCCUGUGGCGUGUUAUCCACUCUGGGAGCACUGUGCUAUGCUGAGCUUGGUACCAUGAUCACCAAAUCGGGGGGAGAGUACAUAUAUUUAAACGAGGCUUUUGGCUCCCUCGUAGCCUACCUUUAUACCUGGACCACCGUCAUGGUGCUGAAGCCCUCCUCCUUCGCCAUCAUCACUCUGAGCUUUGCAGAAUAUGCCUCCACUCCUUUCUAAGCCGGCUGUACUCCUCCUCUUGUUAUUACCAAGUGUCUGUCCGCAGCAGCUAUAAUUUUGAUCUCCCUCAUCAAUUGUGUGAGUGUCAAACUGGCCAGCUACGUGCAGAACUUCUUUACCGCAGCCAAACUUUUCAUCAUUCUCAUCAUGGUGGUAGCUGGCAUGGUUAUGUUGGCACAAGGAAAGACUGAGACUUUGUCGGAUGCAUUUGAUGGCACAUCAACGUCUAUUGGAGCAAUUGGACUUGCAUUUUAUAAUGGGCUUUGGGCUUAUGAUGGAUGGAAUCAACUGAAUUUCAUUACAGAGGAGCUGAAAGAUCCAUACAAGAACUUGCCACUGGCCAUCCUCAUUGGGAUCCCUUUGGUAUCUGUGUGCUAUGUGAUGGUCAACAUCUCUUACUUCACUGUUAUGACCACCUCUGAAUUGUUGGUAUCUCCAGCUGUUGCCGUGACUUUUGGAGAAAGAGUCCUUUUCUCUAUGUCUUGGAUCGUUCCUCUCUUUGUUGUCUUCUCCACAUUCGGCUCUGCCAAUGGAAGCUGCUUCACCGCUGGCAGACUGGCCUACGUGGCCGGUAGAGAGGGUCACAUCGUGAAAAUCUUAUCCUAUAUUAGCCUGAAACGCUACACUCCAGCCCCCGCUCUCAUGUUCAAUGGUCUUUUGGCUAUUUUCUACAUUAUCCCAUCAGACAUCAACAGCCUUAUUAACUACUUCAGCUUUGCUCAGUGGGCCUUUUAUUGUCUGACAGUGCUGUCUCUCAUAGUCAUGCGUUUCACAAGGAAGGAGCUCCACAGACCAGUAAAGGUGCCGAUUGUAAUACCAAUGCUAAUGGUCCUGGUGUCCUGCUACUUAGUCCUGGCUCCCAUCAUUGAUAAGCCAGAACUGGAGUACCUCUACUGCACUAUCUUCAUCUUCAGUGGACUUCUCCUCUACUACCCUUUUGUCCACCGGAAGGUCAACUGGGGACGCAAACUCACGAGGCCCAUCACCAUGCACCUCCAGCUGCUGAUGGAAGUAGUUCCCCCUGAGAAAGUUGAGUGAGAAGGGACAGAACUGACAACCAGGUCAGCAGAGUGGAUCAGAGCCAAAAAUCAGAGCUCACCUCUGGUUAAAUGUUGAUGCACUGUAUUCAUGAACCUGUGUGUAACUGUCUCACAGACAUGAUGUUUAUUUUUUAUACUUGCGUCAUAAAUUCAUGAUUUUUUUUGUUCAUACAGUAAUUAAAAAUGAUUGAAAAUUAUUUUUUUAUUCAUUAAUAAAUUAAUGAAUGAAAAAAGAGGAAGGGUAACACUGGUUAAAAACAUGUCUGAAAUAUACCUCCUUGGUUUGGUUGGAAAUGUAUGGGUCUUUAUGUAAGGUUUAAUGUAAAGUGUAAGAGUUUAGUUUAGGGCAUGACCAUGGCAUUAUGGGUGCACACCAACAUGGAUGCAGAGGAAAGACAUACAGUCCGAAAAUAACCUUUUUCUGCACGGAGUCCAAGAGGUGGACACGGUAAUUGUCUUUUAUUUGGUUCAUACUUGUGUAUAAUGUUUUUUAUGUGCCUUUACAUGGACAACAUGAUACCUUUUCAGAUUUUAUGUGAUUCAAUCACAUUUCUGUUGUACAAAGGUAUCAACAGACGAUUUACUUGGAGACUGAGCGAUGUGUAUUUGAAACUUUUUAUGUCUUUUAUUUCUUGUAGUUUUCACAAUGUCUGUUUUUAUGGUGUUUGCUGACGACGAGAGAGAGAAAAUAAAACUUCACUUCAGACACAUA
Molecule: messenger RNA, 3382 nt
Organism: Epinephelus lanceolatus (giant grouper)
Lineage: Eukaryota; Metazoa; Chordata; Actinopteri; Perciformes; Serranidae
Gene: slc7a9
Product: solute carrier family 7 member 9
Biological process (GO): amino acid transmembrane transport
Cellular component (GO): membrane
Molecular function (GO): L-amino acid transmembrane transporter activity
Source: RefSeq, a predicted model, not a curated record